This is a messenger RNA of Tuber aestivum (summer truffle), 1049 nucleotides long. The record is from the annotation of a GenBank genome assembly. Lineage: Eukaryota; Fungi; Ascomycota; Pezizomycetes; Pezizales; Tuberaceae.
AUGAUCCUCAGGAAACUGGUCUUACGGCAGAGUAUGUCUACCUUACCCAGCAUGAAAUAAUCUUACCGAACUCGCUGAGAUACGGGGAGUUUACUGACGGUAUCUCCGAAUUGCAGGCCGAUUGACUUCGCUUUCCGGAGCCGCAAGACACUUCGCCAGAACAAUCACCUCCGAGCAGAAUCAGAAUGGCAGCACCGGCACUGGACCGGAAGGGCUCAGUAGCCCCCAAUCCCCCAAUCCAAAUCGAUCCGAUACCACCAAUUCAGCCGAUGGUGACCAAUCGGGGGGGGAGGGACAAAGUCAAGCCUUCACAAGAUCUCAAGAAUACGAGAACUUUAAACAAUUUCGUACAUCUCCCCCUCCCACCACCACCACCGCCACCACCACCACACGCUAACGCGCAUCUUCUAGAAAACACCGUAGGGAAACUCGGCGCCAUACCCGGCCGCGUCUACAAACCGCACAUCGCCGUUAACCACCCUCCCGGACCGCGGGAUAUAACCCUUGAACUCCUCAUGGCUUCGGGCGCGCACCUUGGCCACCUGACCUCGCUCUGGAACCCGAGCAACGCGCGCUACAUCCACGGCAUCCGCGACAACAUCCACAUAAUAUCGCUGGAGACCAUAGCGGCGCACCUUCGGCGGGCGGCCAAGGUCGUCGAGGGGGUCGCGCGCGCCGGCGGGUCCAUAGUCUUCGUGGGGACCCGCGAAGGUCAGGACCGCUGCGUCAUAAAGGCCGCGAAGAUGUGCGGCGGGGCGCACGUCUUCGAUUGGUGGAUCGCGGGGACUAUCACCAAUGCUCACAACCUGCUGCGGAGGAAGAAGAUUGUCGAGCGGGAUAUGGCGGAUCGCAUCGUCUCGCCGAAGCCCAUUGAUGAUGGUAGGGUCGUUGUGCCGGACCUUGUGGUCGUGCUGAAUCCCAUGGAGAAUUCGGUUGCCCUGCAUGAGUGUGCGCUUGCUGGGGUGCCGACCAUUGGGAUUGUGGAUACGGAUAUGGAUCCGCUUAGGGUUACCUAUCCGAUCCCUUGCAAUGAUGAUAGUUUGAGGGCC